AUGGCGACGGCACAUGGUGAACAUGCAGAAGCUCGCGCGCACGUUCUAGGGAAAGGUGUCGACGAAGAAUCUGAAGCACCUUGUGGGGAUGAGGAAGCAGUACUGGUGACCGCGUCCUCUCCGGGUCAUCCAGCAACAAAGGGAGAACAACCCGUCAAUAUAAGCAGAUUCGAUACGUUGGAUGGGCUCCGCGGGAUCGGUUGCUUGUUGGUUGUGGCCUACCAUCUCCGGCUGGGUGUAAACAGCGCUUGGAUUUGCAUCGGGGUGUUCUUUUCGCUUUCAGGGUUUCUCAUGACAUCGCAAGCGUUACGUACGCAAGCCAAACAUGGCGAAUUUAACGUCUUCAUUUUCUGGAAGCGGCGUGUGGCGCGGCUUAUCCCAGCUUUGAUGCUUACAGUCGCUAGCAUCGCGUGCGCGACCUUGAUAGAGAAGGCGAUCACAGGAGAGCAGGACCCGAUUGCAUCAUACUACCUUCGCAAAGACCUGCUGUACACGAUUGCUUAUGGGCAGAAUUGGAAUCUGAUCUCUCAGCAGCAAGACUAUUUUUCAGACCCGAAGCCGUCGGUGGUGCGCCAUGUGUGGAGUCUUUCCAUUGAGGAGCAGUACUACAUCCUGUGGCCCCUUCUUUUUCAAGCGAUUCAGCGUGCGGCCACCUUCGUGACCGCCAGCAAGGGGCGUGAGAGCAGCGUGCCUGAACCGGACCCGGCAAUGUCUCCGUCAAUGUCCACACCGGCAAUGCGGUUUUUGUUGAAAGCCUUACUAUCUUUUGAACUCGUGGCGAUUACCUUCUCACAAUAUAUCUGCAAAUACGUGUACGAGACUCAGGGUGGAUCUGCUGCAUAUUACGCGAGUUGGACACGAGCUGGCGAAUUUGCCGUCGGCGGCUUGGUUGCUUGCUGCUUUCACCUCUCGCCGUGGAUCAACGAACAAAUAUCGCGCUCACCAGAACGCCCUCCGAUGAGCACACUCCUCCGCAUCACGUUGGAAGUUGCAGGCGCUGUCGCCUUUGUGACUCUUGUGGGAUGUAGUAUGAUAUCUGUGCCUCAAGAUGUUCUAAUGGAUCACUAUGUCCGUUGGCUCAGGCUUCCGGUGGCCUUUGUAAUUACGUUCUGUGCCAUUGCUCAGGUGUUGCAAACUAGUGAGCCGUUGCCGCCGUGGGCGAUUUUCACAAAAUUCGCGGGCAGCCGUUCAUUAGGGGCGGCGGAUUCUGUGGUAUCAUAUCAUACGGCUUGUACCUCGUACAUUGGGUUCUCAUAG
Messenger RNA from Prorocentrum cordatum, 1257 nucleotides. NCBI's taxonomy places the organism in Eukaryota, Dinophyceae, Prorocentrales, Prorocentraceae. The record is from the annotation of a GenBank genome assembly.